Tricharina praecox is the source of this 991-nucleotide messenger RNA. RefSeq lists its product as uncharacterized. The transcript has a single exon. Bases 156 to 848 code for a protein of 230 amino acids. NCBI's taxonomy places the organism in Eukaryota, Fungi, Ascomycota, Pezizomycetes, Pezizales, Pyronemataceae. The record is from RefSeq and is a predicted model, not a curated record.
AGCCUGUAGCAUGUAAGCCUAACCACGAGGCCCGCACUCGAACCAAUAAUACGUACCGAACCCCGCUUCACGUAUGCGCUUGCGAAAUCGUCGCGACCCGCGAACACGAUCUGCGCAGAGCCGCUGGUCGCCGGUCGCCAAGCUGGGAUGGAGGAAUGCAGCCUGCAUGCCGUGAUCAAGACCCCCGCUCUAUCGUCCCUCACGACGCAGCUAUCCGUCGGAUGGUUUUUCGGUUCGUCAUUUAUAGCAUGCAACCUACCGGCCGUACCCAGAUCAUGACAAUCAGUGCACUGUACAUACAACUGUCCCGACUGCGGUCUCGGUGCUGCGCUCGCUGCAGAACCGGAUCGUUGCAUGUCCGCCGCCUGGGCUUUCCAAAGAAAGGUGUCCAUUGGAUGGAUGGUUUCUAUUGGAUGAAAUCUUCGGAGUCCUCAAACGCUAUCCGCCGAGUGACAGAUGACAACCCCGAUUACAUGAAUAACACUAUUGAGCGAGUGAUCGAGAAUGACACCAGCUCGGACGACAUACCUAGUGCAAAUUGCACCCCUUUUCGCUCUAUACGUCUCGUUGCCCGGCUCUCAGUGUGGACGUCCUCGGCCUCUGUGUGUAGCAGCUUGGUCAGGAGGAAAGUCAUACGACACAUCGCACUUGAAAACAAUCGAGAUUUGAGGGAGGAUGAAACGAGGCUUGGGCGCGAGGAAACAGAAAAUUAUCUGUGUGCGAGCGGUCAGGAAAGAAGGAGGCGACGGAAACAAAGAUUCGGAUCCGCUCGUAAGAUGGAAGAGGCGCGAAGAUGCACGCGGAAGUGGCGUGCUAGAAGUGACGAUCAAGCUGGAGGCUGGAGCUGAAGUCGGGCUGGAAAUGCAGCAAUGACUAGGCGACGCCCGAAGGCUGCGGAGGCUCUGGGGAUACAGGCGCAGGCACGAAGUGCGGUGGCGGCCGCUAUUCGGCAGGAGGAAGAGGCGAGCGAGCGGUUGGUGGACAAAGCCAA